AUGCGGACCCGAGCGAAGUCAUGCGACCAGCGCGCAGCCUUCCAGGGCGGCAAGCUAGAUGGCCUGAUACUCAUCGCUGGCAAUCGCACUGUGCAGGGUUUCACGGGCGCUGGCGAACCAGGGGAGCAAGAGCGUCGCACUCAAUACAACGUGGACUUUAAAGCGCCACGCAGUUAUGAAGCCACCAUGGGGGCCAUCCCCCCCCAGGACUGGGGCCGCGUCCAGGCUGGCAGCGGCGGGCUCACUCGCGGCGGCAACGAGCCUGUAUUCGCCAUCGGCAACUACUACUGCAGCAUCGAGGAAUACAGCGCCACGGCCAGCUCCAAAUGCACCCUGGCCUCCUCUGGCAUGUUUCACGACGCAGUCAAGGUUGGGGUUGGAUUAUGCGUCGGUGACCCGCUCAAACUUACGUCGAUGCCGCUAGAACCCGCAGCGGAGGGCACCCGCGACGCCGGCAAUUUAGAUGCCGAAUGCCUCGGCGACAGCGGCAAGGCACGCGGCUGCCAGCAGAACGGGAGCAAGGCCAAGAUCGCGAUCGCGGCUUACCGCCGCGGCGCCGCGCGCUGGCUGGCGAGAAAUCCGAGCUUGGUGGGCAAGAUGCUGCCUGAACUCAGGCACCUCGAAGGCAUUGCGGCCACGUCUGGGGGCGAGAGCUACACGCGCAGCAAGGCGAACUUCCAGGCGCGCGACACCAGUCUCAUCGGCAAGCUACGGCCCUCGCUACAGAGCGGUGCUCGCGCUGAGGUCCACGGCACCCACCGAUCAUGGCCGUCAUUGAACGUUUGGCGCCGCUGGAAGCUCACGCCCGUCGCGCCGGAGCUUGCCCUGCGCGGGCCAUGCUGGCGGCGCGACGUGCGCGCCAAAAUCUCGCAGCACAUCCACUUCCUCGUGGGCUUCUUCGGCGAUCUGGCCAUCGAGGGCGCGGCGGGCGCGGAGGUCCCCAUUCUGGGCGCCGACGGCGCGAUCGACGCGAAGAAGGCGCCCAUUCAUCUUUGGGCAGUCCAACUCGCCAAUGGCAUCGACGCUCUCCUCUUCGCGAGCAUCUGGCACCGCGCAGUGCGUCUGCUACUUCAGGGCGAUGAGAUGCGCGACGUGUUCGCGGCCAUCGACCCCCGCGCUACCCGCGGCAAGGAGCCGGGCCAUGUGAUGCGAGGCAUCCUCAGUCUGCUCGCGCCAGACAACAGGUGCCUCACUUGCGAGACGGUCUUCAGGAGCAGGGGCCACUGCUCCCACCACUUUCUACGCGGGCGGCCAGCCCGCCGUUUCGCGCGCCUGAGCGCAGCCCAGCUGUGGCAGCGCAGGCCUUCCGACUGCCUUCAGUGCCCGAUCUGCAAAACGUGUUCCCUCUAUCCCUCGGGCCCCACCAUGGCCUCUGGAGUUCCCGCGAGAGCCUACCACCACGACACCAACGAGGUCAUCUGCUAUAGCCCGCUGAUCAUUGGCAGCAGCCCCGAGAACGAACACACCAGCAUCAUCAUCAGCUUUGGCUUCAGUACAAGCAGCGACCACCUCGGCAUCCUCGCAGGCCGUAGCAUGCUCAACUACUGCUACGCUGCCCACCAUAUCAUCCAGCAGCCAGCCCCAGCGAGUAAGCCUCAGAGCGACGUCGGCCCCACCAAGGACUCGGCUCAUAUCGCAAACGUCCCAAACAAGCGGCCUUUCGUCGUCGCUGCCUCCGUCGGCUCCGUUAUCGCCUGGCUCGGUGGAGGCGCCGCGCCCAUCUACGCGCUCAUAUACCUGUGCGCCGCGCCCUCGCCCGUGGACGGCACGAGGUUUACGGGAGGUCGCUGCUCGGCCUAUGCAGGGCUCGAGCUCGACCGCGCUGCCAGCGAGGGCACCUGCGCCGCGUGCAGCGCCGCGACCGAGAGCCCAGGCGGCAAUCGCCGCAACAAGGGGGACCAGAAGGCGACGAAGGCGAUCCAAUUCAAGGACAGGGGCCUGCGCGAGCUACUCAUGCUGAUAAUCAAGCAGGCGUUGAAGAACUCCCAGGCGGCGCGCAUGCUCGACGGCGCGAUGCUCGACGCCAUCGUCUUCCCGCGGAACCGCAAGCUCGCGCAGGUCACGCAGGGGGAGCAGGGGGCCUCCGCCCUGAGAGUGGAGGCGUUCCGCGCGGGGAAGGCCGGCAGCCCGAACGCCGAGCCGCUCCGCACACCUCACACCCUCUUCUUCGCGGCGCUGGUCGAGGCCGCGGCCGCCAUGGAGUCACGUGGCGGAGCGAACAUGGGGAAGACCCAGGUGCCUCGCGAAGACAUCAACGCAUGUGAGAGGGAAGAGGACGCGGAGCAGCUGGCACGGGCCUGCAGGCUGGCGAAGACGGCGCAGGAGGACCAGGUCAAGAUGACUGUCGCCGUCCAGACGUUCGGGGCGAAGGGGCACGCACUACUCGAUGGACUUCGCCAAGCUGGAGGCCGCCACCUACGUGGAUCCGCGCCAGCGGGCUACAUGGAGGAGGAGCUGCAGGACCGGACGGAGCAGCGGGCGUGGUUCCUGCAGUUCGCCACCGGGACCUCCCGCGUGCCCGUGGAGGGCUUCAAGGGCCUGGUGGGCAUGCGGGGCUCGCAGAAGUUCUCCAUCCACCGGGCCUUUGGCGCGGACAGAUCGCCUCCCCUCGGCGCACACCUGCUUCAACCAGCUCGACCUGCCCGAGUACCCGUCCGAGGAGGUGCUCCGGGAGAAGCUGGUCCAGGCCGUGAGCGAGGGCCACGAGGGCUUCGGCUUCGCCUGAGCUCCAUCGAUGCCGGGCGCUCGGGCGUCUGCCCGCGCCGGGCCUCAUCGCCCCCGCCCGCCCCCCCCCACGGGCUGCCCUGCGCGGCUCCCGCGCGGAGGCGCACGGGCGCGCGCGCGCGGGCGCGCGGGCGCGCGGGAGGGCAGGCCGGGCCCUGCGGCCAGCCCUCCGCCCGCGGCCUCCCCCGCCGAUAGACCGAUGGACGCCGCGCCCAGCGGACUGGAGGGCGCGGGACGAUCCGCGGGGGACCCCUGCGGUCGGCCCCCCGCCCCCGCCCCGAUCGACGCCCCGCCGCGGCGGAUCGGAGCGCGUGGGAGGAGCCGCGGGGGACCAGCGGCUCUCCGCGCGCGCGCGCUCGGCGCGCUCGGAGGCAGAAGUGCCGCGCGGUGGCGCUUCCAGAAGCAGAC
Messenger RNA from Prorocentrum cordatum, 3132 nucleotides. The record is from the annotation of a GenBank genome assembly. NCBI's taxonomy places the organism in Eukaryota, Dinophyceae, Prorocentrales, Prorocentraceae.